CUCAGCCAAUGGGAAUGGCACGCGUUGGCUUGGCAACGCGGCCUAGUUUACAUGCGCGUCGAUGGAGCCUGCGCUCGGAUAAUGCUGCCGGCGCAAGUUCCCGCUCAGGGGUGAAGAGGGGUCGGCGUUGGCAUCCGGUUUCACGUGAGGGCGUUGUACUCGAGAUAGGCGCCCUCGCCCUUGGGCGCGAUCUCUGCGCUCAGAGGCGGAACCGAGGCCCUUGAGAGGGGCGCGGGUGCAAGGUAAGGGGGACCGAGGGGACAGCGCGGAGCCCCAAGGCAGCGCCAACCCUUGCUUAGCGACUUUUGCCCCGAGCCUGCGGACCGAGGCCGCGCCUGGCUCCACGCUCUCUACUCAAGAGGCUCCGUGCUGUGGAGGCUGCCGUUGGUCUCGCUUCGCUGGGGGCUACAGUGACGCUGUAACCAUCGUGUGGAGGAAGAUGGAGCAAUUCCUGUGGGAAAGCAAGAAUUCCCUGGCGGAGGUGUUGGCCCGAGGUGGAGCCGGUUGUGCAGAGAAACGCGUGAUAAACGCUGGGGACGACGGGGAGGCCGGGGCAGCGAGUGGGGGAGUGGUGCGUGUGCACGCUGUGCUGGGAAAUGAGGCUUGCGACUUGGACUCGACCGUGUGUGCGCUUGCCUACGCACACUUUCUUGCCAAGACUCGCCCUGCCGGCACUCAUGUGGUGCACAUACCGGUGCUGAACAUUUCACGCGAAGACCUCCCGUUGCGCCCCGAUGUGUGUCGCCUGCUCGGGAGCCUGGGUCUGUCUCCUGCAGCCCUCACCUUCCGCGACGAGGCCAGCCUGCACACCCUGCACGUUCGCCAGAAGCUCACCCUCACUCUCGUCGACCACAACCUCCUUCCACAUAUGGACACAGAGCUGGAACCUGCCGUGGUGGAGGUGAUUGACCACCAUCGUUUGGAGCGUCCGCCUUCACCAGGCUGCUGUGUUACGGUGGAGCCUGUAGGGUCCUGCGCCUCCCUAGUGGGGGCAGCCAUGCUUCUUCAAGCCCCACACCUCCUUGACCUCACGUGUGCCACCAUGCUGGCCGCUGCUAUCGUGGUGGACUGCGUGGACAUGAGGGUGGAGGCCGGGCGCGUGACCACGCGUGACCGGGAGGUGCUUGAUGAGUUACGGCGCCGCUUCCCACUGCUGCCUCCAAGCCACGACACCUUCAUCACACUCCACGCUGCCAAGUUUGACGUGUCUGGACUUACGGUGGAGCAGACUCUGCGUAAGGACAUGAAGGUGUUGAAGAGUGGUGAUAUCAGUGUGGCUGUGUGUGCACUCUUCACUCCACUAGAGGAAUACCUGGGGCGAGCGCAACUGGAGGAAGACUUGCGCGCUUUCUGUCAGGCCCGGGGUCCGGCUGAUGGGUACGCUGCACUCGUGCUCAUGGCGGUCUCCUUCCCGGAGGGGAGCCCCGUGCCCUCUCGACAGGUGGCUGUGUACAGCUGCUGUGAAGCACUGCAGGCACAGAUCUGUGGGGCAUUGCAGGCGGCUGAUAGCCCCGACUUGCAGCUGCGUGCGAUAGAGAGCAUGUCCCCCGUGGUGUCCAGCUUCCAGCAAGGCACACACUCUGCUACCCGCAAACACGUGCUGCCCAUCCUCGCAGGCUUCCUGGAGAGGUAGCAGCAGUCGCCGUCCCUCUGCCGCCUUGCAGGCACCGCAUUGGCUCCCUCUGGUUGGGGUGGACGAGGGUUGCCACCUUGUCCAGAGAGUAAAGCCGGACAAAGUUUUACUGCCAAGUUAUACCUCUUCCAGUAAAUAAAUCAAUAUUGUGAACAUAUCUAUGCACACUUUAAUACUAGUGUUAUUAUUAUUAUUUUUCUUUCUUAAAACAGUGUCAGUUUUAUUAUACUGUCUUGUGUUUAACCGUGAUUCAUAAUUAGUUUAUUUUGGGUUAGAUCGUAUUGGUAUGUAAAUGUUUAAAUAUAGCCCUCCACCACCAGAGAGCCAAUUAAAUUCUGUUGUAACAAGGGGGGAAAUGUGCCAAUCGAUUUGGUUUAUCAGCAAAACUGGAGGAAUGUUAAAAAGUUAAAUGUUUACAAUUUGUAUUCGACCUUUAGCUGGAGAUUACAGCCAGCAUAAUCAGGUGUUUAAUAACAGCUCAGCUUUUGAAGACCCACAUCAGGAAGCUCUUUUUAUGCAAGAGCUGAGCUUUUGUUAAACGCUUAAUGAUGCUGGGUGUAAUCUCCAGCAACAUGUCAUGUAAGCAUUAUCAGCAUUCUGCUUGGGUUUUUCUAGUUUUGUUGGUCAACCAAAUCACUCGGCAUAUUUGCCCCCAUGUGACAACUUGAUUUGAUUGGAUCUGUCGGGCGGAGGGUUAUAGUUAAAAUUGACAAUACCUACAUGACCAUCUAACUCAAAAUAAACUAAUUAUAAACCAUGAAAAUUGGUUAUGAACGUCUACCUAUAAAACUAGUAUUUAACUGUGUUGUCGCUUUAAAACUGCCCUGCAUUUGCCGAAUGAGUGGACAUGGAGUUUGCUCUUGUAGUUCCAUUAGUACAUUGGGAGAGAUUUGCACGAUGGCACCGUUAGCGAUCACGCAAUGAUUGUUCAGCCUUGUGGGUCUAGUCAGGUCGCCAGCUUUUCCACAGAGCAAACCCAGAUAUAUUUCUCAACCAGCCUGAGACUAUCUAAACUGUGCAAGAUACGGUAUAAAAGUAAACACAUUACCACCAAAA
Molecule: messenger RNA, 2689 nt
Organism: Petromyzon marinus (sea lamprey)
Lineage: Eukaryota; Metazoa; Chordata; Hyperoartia; Petromyzontiformes; Petromyzontidae
Gene: PRUNE1
Product: prune exopolyphosphatase 1
Cellular component (GO): cytoplasm
Molecular function (GO): exopolyphosphatase activity
Source: RefSeq, a predicted model, not a curated record